This is a messenger RNA of Humulus lupulus (European hop), 742 nucleotides long. Its product is annotated as protein BIG GRAIN 1-like B. The record is from RefSeq and is a predicted model, not a curated record. NCBI's taxonomy places the organism in Eukaryota, Viridiplantae, Streptophyta, Magnoliopsida, Rosales, Cannabaceae. Gene Ontology annotation, biological process: auxin-activated signaling pathway. Bases 1 to 618 code for a protein of 205 amino acids. The transcript is spliced from 2 exons.
AUGGAUAAGUGGGAGAAAGAAACGAACCCACGAAGGAGAAGAACUCCAUCUUUCUCUUCCUCUCUUCUAGACGUUAUCUACCGUUCAAUUGACAAACCAAAGGAUAGAAGUGGUUAUGCUACUACUACUACUAGAGUAGUUAUGAAGAAGAAACAGAAAGAAGAGAAGGAGAAAAACAAUCUCAGGCGAGCUAUGAUGAUUGAGAAUUGGGUUGAGAAACAGAGCGUUCAAAAUUAUGCGCUUUCGACUUCGACCUCGAACUCUUCGGCCGACUCAAGCUUCGGUGCUCUGUGGUCUUCCUCCGAAACAGAGUCAACCCAAAACCACAGAACCAAAACGAAGCCAUUUCGAGCCACUAUUGGAGUAGCGGUCUCUUCUGAUCAGUCCAAGAAAAAGGUCACAUCCACCCAGUUUGACCAGAGGAGUUCAGAUAAAAGUCAGCAGAAGAAGACCACGAAGCCAGAGAAUGGUGGGUUUUCGAAGACGAAGCUUAAGGCUUUGAAAAUCUAUGGCGAACUGAAAAAAGUGAAGCAACCCAUUUCUCCAGGGGGUCGUAUAGCGACCUUUAUUAACUCUAUUUUCAAUUCGGGCAACGUUAAAAAGGCCAAAAUUAAGUAAAAACUUAGUGUGAAAAAAGAAGGAAAAAACUAAUGAACAAAACGUAAAACUGAAAAUAUAAAAUUAAGUAAGUAGCAUUAAUGAUAAAAAUUCUUUAUAAAAGUGAUAAGCUUUUUUAGGGAUA